CUGCUCGUGCCAGGGCAGGGUGCUUCCUCUGCAGUCAGCACAUUUCAGUGGGGCAGAAGACAUCUAACUUGCUCCCUCGGGGCUGUUUCUGCAUGCACCAUGGCCUCCUUUGUGGAGCUCAGUACCAAGGCUCAGGUGCCCAUCUUGGGCCUGGGCACCUGGAAAUCUGGCCUCGGAGAAGUCAGAGAGGCUGUGAAGGGGGCCAUUGACAUAGGAUAUCGCCACUUGGACUGUGCAUAUGCCUAUGAGAAUGAGCAUGAGGUGGGCGAAGCCAUCCAAGAGAAGAUCCAAGAGAAGGCUGUGAAGCGGGAAGAACUCUUCAUAGUGAGCAAGUUCUGGCCCACCUUCAUGGAGAAGCAUCUAGUGAGGGAAUCCUGUCAGAAGACCCUUAAGGAUCUGAGACUGGACUAUCUGGACCUCUACCUCAUUCACUUUCCACAGGCUUUACAGCCUGGGGAGGACCUUGUUCCCAAAGACGAUAAAGGCAAUACCAUCAUCAGUAAAGCAACAUUCUUGGACACUUGGGAGGCCAUGGAGGAGCUGGUGGACGAGGGGCUGGUGAAAAACAUUGGGAUCUCCAACUUCAACCACUUUCAGAUCGAGAGACUCUUGAACAAACCUGGAUUGAAAUACAAACCAGUGAUUAACCAGAUUGAGUGUCACCCAUACCUCACGCAGGAGAAAUUGAUCCAGUACUGUCAGUCCAAGGGCAUAGUCACGGCUUACAGCCCGCUGGGCUGUCCAAAUAGAUCUGGGGCUAAACCAGAGGACCCUUCUCUACUGGAGGAUCCCAAGAUUAAUGAGAUUGCUGCAAAGCACAAAAAAUCCACAGCCCAGGUUCUGAUCCGGUUCCACAUCCAGAGGCACGUGAUUGUAAUUCCCAAGUCUGUGACGCUUGCACGCAUCGCCGAGAACUUUCAGGUCUUUGACUUUAAACUGAGCGACGAGGAGAUGGCAACCCUACUCAGCCUCGACAGAAACUGGCGAUACUACACCUUUAACUCGCUGAAAAGUCUGGAGGAGUAUCCCUUCUAUGCAGAAUAUUGAAGCUGAAUCUCCUGAUGCACAUUCUCCUUCUUCAUCUUACUGAAGUGUAAUUCUCUCCACCAGUGUCCUGUUGUAGCCAAGCUUGUCUGAAAUCACACCGAGCCUGCCCUGCUGAAGUCCAGGGGUUAGGCAGUUGCUGUAUCUGGACUGGUUUGUUCAACCAAAGGAAUAGAUUACAACAGGGAGAUUAGACUUAGAUAAGCCACUUACAUUUUUUUUCUGCUUCUUAGAUCUGAUCACGGGGACUCCACUAAACUUGAGGAUACGAUGACUGAAAAUAAUAAAGAAUAAUAAUAACCAACAGGUAUUGAGAGUUUACUAUGUGCCAGCACUAUUUGGGUGCUUUUUGUGUGUGUGAUUCACUGAAUCCUGCAACUGCCCCUUAGAGGGAGAUAUGCUUACAUUUCUCAGAAGAUGAAAUGCAGGAAUGGGGAGGCCAAGGCACUUGAUCAGGGCUACUCAGGUUAUAAGUGGAAGAACCAGGUUUCAAAGGCUCUGGGAGAUCUUCGGUUUCACUGGCAAUCAAAAUGUCAUCUACGUAUUGAAGAAAGGCUCCCUCAUAUAACUGUAGGUCCUUUAGAUCUUUGGCUAGGGCUUCCCUAAAACUGGGAGAAGCAUUCUUGAAUCUCUGGGGAGGCACAAUCCAGCAGAACUGCUGUUUCAAUUUGGUCUCUGGGUCAUCUUAUUCAAAAGCAAAAAAUCCCUGUGAUUCAGGACUUUAGGAUGUGCAAUAAAAGGUCUCUUUGUGACCCCAUGGACUGUAGCCCGCCAGGCUCCUCUUCCAUGGGAUUCUCCAGGCAAGAAUACUGGAGUGCGUAGCCACUCACUUCUCCAGGGGAUCUUUCUGACCUAGGGAUGGAACCCAGGUCUCCUCCCUUGCAGGUGGAUUCUACAAUCGGAGCCACCAGGGAAGCUAUGUAGGCCCCAAACUGUAAGCCAGUAGAAAUCUCCAAAGAAAGUAAGGUAUAGGGGUUGGGUGCCACCAGAUGAAUGUCCUCAGCUACCUGAUUUAUUGCUCUCAGGUCCUGUAUAAAGUGAUAUUCUUGGGUCUCCGGCUUUUGGACUGGUAAUAUGGGAGUGCUGUGUGGUGACUGGCAAGGACAGAUGAGGUUAUAUCCAUGAAGGCACAUAUUACUGGCUGGAUUCCCUCUUUGACAUGUUCCCUUAAGGUCUAUUGUUUUAAGUUCAGAAUGUUAGACCUUGGAUGGAGUUCUGCCUAUGCAGGGUGUUGCUAACUUUUCUUUUUGUGGGUUCCCAUCUGCCCAAACAUCCCAUCUUACCUUCUGCAGGAUCUCUUCAGGUAAUUUCAGGCACUCAGCAUUUCCUAGCUAUAGUAAUGCUGCUUGAAGCAAGUAAGAUUAUCCUGGCAGCACCUUCAUGUCUAUCCUUUCUUGGGAAAAAGUUCCUCUUGCAUUUAGUUUACUCAAAAGGUCUCUCGUCCCAGCAGACGUACUGGACACUCUGGCAUGUACAGGAAACUGCUUCAGAUAAGUCUCUCUCAUCUGACAUUCCUGUGGUUUCCAAAAGGGCUUUUGGAGAGGUUUAGGAGACAGUCUUACUUGGGCUUCUCUUACCUUGGAUGUGGGAUAUCUCUUCACGGCUGCUCCAGCAAAGUGCAGCCGCUUGCUCCUUACCUUGGAUGUGGGGUAGCUCCUCUCGGCCAUUGCCCCUGACCUUGGACAUGGGGUAGCUCCUCUCGGGCGGUGCUGUGCUUUUGCAGCCACCACAUCCGGUCCCAUCACUUCAUGGCAAAUAGAUGGGAAAACAGUGGAAACAAUGGCUGACUUUAUUUUUCUGGGCUCCAAAAUCACUGCA
Molecule: messenger RNA, 2862 nt
Organism: Bubalus bubalis (water buffalo)
Lineage: Eukaryota; Metazoa; Chordata; Mammalia; Artiodactyla; Bovidae
Product: aldo-keto reductase family 1 member B10
Cellular component (GO): cytosol; mitochondrion
Molecular function (GO): aldose reductase (NADPH) activity
Source: RefSeq, a predicted model, not a curated record